Molecule: messenger RNA, 1572 nt
Organism: Angiostrongylus costaricensis
Lineage: Eukaryota; Metazoa; Nematoda; Chromadorea; Rhabditida; Metastrongylidae
Source: the annotation of a GenBank genome assembly
AUGGGCACCUUCAGCCAAACAACCAGGGUCACAUUCUCUUAUCCGGCACUACCUGAAAUUAAACUCUGCUAUGCCGUGGUGUCUGCCUCUAUGAUCUACGGCCUGAAUUGCAUAUGGCAGGCUAGUCGAAACUUCGAAUGGGGUGUGGGCGACCAUGGAGUGUACAGCUCUUUACCAUUCUAUGGAUCCGCUAUUAAAGAUCACACGAAUUGGGAAUGGAUGAAUUGGUCUCCGUUCGCACUGCACUACCUACCGCUCUUAAUUGCACAUUCCCUACUGUUCAAUCUGGGAUCUAAGCUGAUGGCAGAAACUCCAUUCGUCGUGACCUACACCCUACUAAGUAUCGCUGCGUGCGUCUACUAUUUCACGCCGCUUCUCGUUGUCAUUUCGCUCACGCAAGGCACACUGAUGUUUCUGGUGUGUAAUUACUUCAGAAGCAAGACGUUGGUCUGGAUCUCAUCACUGCCCCUUCUCUACUAUUCAAUGCACAAAACACUGGAUAUCACUGAUAAUCCUUUUCAUGUAUUCACGUUUGUAUCCUACACUAUGCUCAGCUAUGUGUCGUAUUGUAUGGAUACGAGAAACGGAGUAGCUAGAGAGCAGGAUGAUUCUUUAGCUAAAAAAUAUUUGCGAAUGUUGUUCUACACAUUCUAUCAACCGUACCUAUUCUCCUUGAUCGUGCUAUACAAGGAUUUCGAGCGGCAGAUUGCAGAAAGAAGCACACGACCCAGGAACUGGCGACACAGUGUGCUUUUGGCGAUAAGAAUUGCCUUUUGGUGGACGCUUUAUGAGGUUUCAUUACAUUUCAUUUACGUCGAAGCACUGCUUAAGAACGCACGGUACGCGGGCAGUCUACCAAAGGACCAAUUUUUUUCGUUGGCACCAGCACUUGGAAUGCUCUUCCAAAUGAAAUAUGUUGUCAUUUUCGGUUUACCAACUGUGUUUGCUCGAUUCGACAAUAUGGAUCCACAAAAAGGACCGAUUUGCAUCACUCGAGUGACGCUGUUUUCCAAGGUGUGGCGUGAAUUCGAUCGUGGCCUCUACAAAUUCUUCAGAGACUACAUAUUUGUUCCGAUAUGUCGGCCGACAUUCUCACUGCAAAGAAAAGUAUUCGGAGUGCUUGUCUCAUACUCGUUCGUCCUUUUAUGGCACGGCUUUUAUCAUCACAACAUAGUGUGGAUCAUUCUAAACAUCAUCUCAUUGGUGUUGGAGAUGAGCGCCAAGUCAGUGUACUCAUUCGAGGCAUUCCGUAUGUGGAGAGAGAAAACGUUCAGUGAUGUGACAUUCCGAAGAAUUCUAGCCGCAUUGCAUAUCUUGCCUUUUGCCUUUGGAUUGUAUUCGAAUAUAUAUUUCCUUGGAGGUUCCGAAGCAGGAGGGCUGUUUGUGAAACGCAUGUUCGACGAGGAAACUGUGACAUUAAGGUGGGUAACGCCUUUCACUGGGAACAAAUGGCCUUUCAUUCUGCUUCUCGUGUUGGGUUACUUCUAUUCCAACACUUGCAUAGAAGUGGAACGGAAAUUGGAACUUCGACGAAAAGAAGAAGAAGAAUGCGCCUUAGAAAAGCAGGAAUGA